This is a messenger RNA of Entelurus aequoreus (snake pipefish), 984 nucleotides long. Its product is annotated as polycomb group RING finger protein 1. The record is from RefSeq and is a predicted model, not a curated record. The transcript is spliced from 9 exons. The coding region runs from base 37 to 816 and encodes 259 amino acids. Gene Ontology annotation, biological process: negative regulation of transcription by RNA polymerase II. Lineage: Eukaryota; Metazoa; Chordata; Actinopteri; Syngnathiformes; Syngnathidae. Gene Ontology annotation, cellular component: PRC1 complex. Gene Ontology annotation, molecular function: promoter-specific chromatin binding.
UUCCGGAUCACCCGGAAGUUCGCUCACUUCCCAAAGAUGGCGGAACAAGGUCCGAUGGCCAUAGCGAUGCGGCUCAGGAAGCAGCUGCAGACCGUCUACAAGCUGGACCCGCUGCGGAACGAGGAGGAGGUGAAGUUGAAGAUCAAAGACCUGAACGAGCACAUCGUGUGUUACCUUUGUGCCGGCUACUUCAUCGACGCCACCACCAUCACGGAGUGUCUGCACACAUUCUGUAAAAGCUGCAUCGUCAAGUACCUGCAGACCAGCAAGUACUGUCCCAUGUGCAACAUCAAGAUCCACGAGACGCAGCCUCUGCUCAACCUCAAGCUGGACCGCGUCAUGCAGGACAUCGUCUACAAGCUGGUGCCGGGCCUCCAAGAAAGUGAGGACAAGCGAAUCAAAGAGUUCUAUCAGUCUCGGGGUUUGGAGAGAGUUCUUCAGCCUGCAGACUGCGUGUCAGACUCCUCAUCUUUACCGUACACCAGCUUCGAUCACGCCAAGGCACAUUUUUACAGAUAUGAUGAGCAGGUCUCGCUGUGUUUACAAAGACUAAGUUCAUCGCUGGCUGGGAAAGAUAAAAGCAAAGUAGUUCUUCAGCAGAAGUUUGUGCGAUGUUCGGUGCGAGCGGAGGUGCGACAUUUACGUAAAGUACUUUGUCAUCGACUCAACGUGGAAAAACAUCAGGUGCAGAUGUUGUUCAACAAUGAGUCUUUGCCUGAUCACAUGACCAUGAAAAGAUUAUGGCUGUCACACUGGUUUGGAAAGGCGCAGCCCUUAGUGCUUCACUACACCAUCAAGGAGAAGCGCAGCAGAUAGAAUUGACCUUCACAUAUUUUCUAUUAGACAUAAUUCUAUUUUAAUAGUUUUUGUGUACAGCAACUUAUUUUGGCUCUUUUGUAUUUUUGGACAAAUAAAAGAAAAAUGUAAGAAUGAUCAACUUUUGUCCACAAUAUUUCAAACAUCUUCCUUAUGAAGGAGAAUGCA